Molecule: messenger RNA, 1807 nt
Organism: Perognathus longimembris pacificus (Pacific pocket mouse)
Lineage: Eukaryota; Metazoa; Chordata; Mammalia; Rodentia; Heteromyidae
Gene: Nadk
Product: NAD kinase
Exons: 12
Coding region: 95-1462 (455 amino acids)
Biological process (GO): NAD+ metabolic process; NADP+ biosynthetic process
Molecular function (GO): NAD+ kinase activity
Source: RefSeq, a predicted model, not a curated record
GGGCUCGGCUCGGCCGGGCGUGUAGACGCCCCCGCCGGCGCGCGGCAGCGGACGGCAUCUGUGCUUUUCUGGCGGAAUUUCUCACUCUUCAACUAUGGAAACGGAGCACGAGAAGAUGAGUGUGCGUAAGGAGUUGAGCCCAGACUCGGCCUCGUUCUGCUGCGCUGCCUGCCACGGGGAUGAGCCCUGGAGCCCCAGCCGCCCUCUCCGGGGCCGGGCCAAGUCUCGGAGCCUGUCUGCCUCGCCUGCCCUGGGCAGCACCAAGGAGUUCAGGAGGACGCGCUCUCUGCAUGGGCCCAGCCCCGUGACCACAUUUGGACCAAAGGCCUGUGUGCUGCCCAACCCCCAGACCAUCAUGCACAUCCAGGACCCAGCCAGCCAGCGGUUGACGUGGAACAAGUCUCCCAAGAGUGUGCUUGUCAUCAAGAAGAUCCGAGACGCCAGCCUGCUGCAGCCCUUUAAAGAGCUCUGCAUGUACCUCAUGGAGGAGAACAACAUGAUCGUGUACGUGGAGAAGAAGGUGCUGGACGACCCCGCCAUCGCGAGUGACGAGAACUUUGGACCAGUGAAGAAGAAGUUCUGCACUUUCCGAGAAGAUUAUGACGACAUUUCCAACCAGAUAGACCUCAUCAUGUGCCUGGGGGGCGACGGGACGCUGCUCUACGCCUCCUCGCUCUUCCAGGGCAGUGUGCCUCCAGUGAUGGCAUUCCACCUGGGCUCGCUGGGCUUCCUGACCCCGUUCAGCUUCGAGGACUUCCGGUCCCAGGUCACUCAGGUGAUAGAGGGGAAUGCAGCGGUGGUUCUCCGGAGCCGGCUGAAGGUCAGGGUGGCCAAGGAGCUGAAGGGCAAGAAGAUGGCCCUGCAGAACGGGCUCCGCGAGAACGGCCUGCGCGCCCCGGGCACGGACACGGAGGGCGGGAAGCAGGCCAUGCAGUUCCAGGUCUUGAACGAGGUGGUCAUCGACAGAGGCCCCUCCUCCUACCUGUCCAACGUGGACGUCUACCUGGACGGGCACCUCAUCACCACGGUGCAGGGCGACGGCGUGAUCGUGUCCACCCCAACGGGCAGCACAGCGUACGCAGCCGCGGCCGGGGCCUCCAUGGUCCACCCCAACGUGCCGGCCAUCAUGGUCACGCCCAUCUGUCCCCACUCGCUGUCAUUCCGGCCCAUCGUGGUCCCCGCAGGGGUCGAGCUGAAGAUCAUGCUGUCGCCGGAAGCCAGGAACACCGUGUGGGUGUCCUUUGACGGACGGAAGAGGCAGGAGAUCCGCCACGGAGACAGCAUCAGCAUUACCACCUCCUGCUACCCGCUCCCCUCCAUCUGUGUCCGCGACCCCGUGAGCGACUGGUUCGAGAGCCUGGCGCAGUGUCUGCACUGGAACGUGCGCAAGAAGCAGGCGCGCUUCCCGGAGGAGGACGAGGCCGGGGACGAGGCGGAGGACGAGGCGGAGGACGAGGGCUAGCCGGCGCCCGGCGGGGGACGGCAGCGCCGAGGACGAGGCCGGGGACGAGGCGGGGGACGAGGGCAGCGCCCUCGGGGGAGGGGCCCGGCCCGCCUGGGGCUGGCCAGACGCGCGUUUUAAUAUUUUUAAAUCCGAAUUGCUUUCCACUCUGGGCCGGACGCCCAGCCUGCGCCCCCCCCCCCCAGUGGCCCCGGGCUGGCAGGUCAGGAAGCUCCCGCGAAUCAGUCUACUGAAAUUCUGAGGGGUCACGAUGAAUUGACCCCCCCUUGAUGAUUGAAAUAAACGUCUCAGCCAAACUCUUCCUUUAACUGCCAUGCUUUCCCCUGGGCUCUGAACCUUCCCCCC